AGUCAGGCUGUGUGGAUCCAAUCCUCACUCGUCCCUCCCUCCCUGAGUGCAGUGGUCGAGUGUUUUACUUGGUGUUUUGCAAUUGCAUUCACAAAAACGAAACUAAGUUGAGUUCGUGUUCAAAUAUAAGAGUGAAUCUGCAGAGUAGAAAAUUAAUUAAAGUCAAAAUGGACAAGUAUGAGGUGGUGAAGGAUUUGGGAGCUGGUAAUUUCGGAGUCGCCAGGCUUUUGCGUCAUAAGGACACCAAGGAGCUCGUCGCUAUGAAAUACAUCGAGCGAGGCCACAAGAUAGAUGAGAAUGUGGCGAGAGAGAUCAUAAACCACAGAUCGCUUCGUCAUCCCAACAUCAUCCGCUUCAAGGAGGUGGUAUUAACUCCGACGCAUCUGGCAAUAGUAAUGGAGUACGCUGCUGGCGGAGAACUCUUUGACCGAAUCUGCAAUGCCGGCAGAUUCAGUGAAGACGAGGCUAGAUAUUUCUUUCAGCAGCUUAUUUCUGGAGUCAAUUAUUGCCAUUCCAUGCAAAUAUGCCAUAGAGAUCUGAAGCUGGAAAACACGCUUUUAGAUGGUAGCCCUGCUCCGCGCUUGAAAAUAUGUGAUUUUGGCUACUCCAAGUCAUCUUUGCUGCAUUCAAGACCCAAGUCAACGGUUGGUACUCCGGCGUACAUUGCACCGGAGGUUUUGUCUCGGCGAGAGUAUGAUGGCAAAUUGGCUGAUGUUUGGUCAUGUGGAGUGACUCUCUAUGUGAUGCUGGUUGGUGCCUACCCUUUUGAAGACCAAGAUGAUCCCAAGAAUUUCAGAAAAACUAUUCAGCGAAUAAUGGCUGUUCAGUACAAAAUCCCCGACUAUGUUCACAUAUCUCAAGACUGUAGGCAUCUACUUUCUCGCUUAUUUCUUGCAAGCCCAUCCAGAAGAAUUUCAAUCAAAGAAAUCAAGAACCACCCAUGGUUUUUAAAGAAUUUGCCAAGGGAACUAACAGAUUCAGCUCAAGCCAUCUAUUACCAGAGGGAAAAUCCGAGCUUUUCUCUCCAAAGCGUGGAUGAGAUCAUGAAGAUAGUUGGGGAGGCAAGAACCCCACCUCCAGUUUCGAAAUCUGUCCGGGGCUUUGGUUGGGGAACAGAAGAAGAUGAGGAUGACAAAGAUAUAGAUGAAGAAGUCGAAGAAGAAGAAGACGAGGAGGACGAGUACGACAAAAGGGUCAAAGAGGUUCAUGCAAGUGGAGAAUUCCAAAUAAGUUAGUCUGCAUCUUUCAUGUCGAGUUAUUUUUAUGUAUUUACAGUCUCAAUGCCAUAAUAGCAAGUUAUAUCACUUAUUUGUGUCUGUGAUUCGGACAAAUAAUAAUUGGUAUAAAAAUGUCUGCAAUGCUGUGACCCCGCACUUCCCUGUGCAUGUAUUUCGCUAUUUAUCUAACUCAGUUUAGAGGGCUGUUGUCUUUAUGAAAACUAAAUGUUGUCUAUAGUACGGCAUAUAAAAUUCUCUAAUUUGGUUUUAGUCAACCCGGAAAUGUAGAAAAAGAAAGUUGUGACUGACAUGUGUAAACAAACAAAAUAAUCCUAUCGUUAU
This is a messenger RNA of Morus notabilis, 1559 nucleotides long. RefSeq names its product serine/threonine-protein kinase SRK2A. The record is from RefSeq and is a predicted model, not a curated record. The transcript has 9 exons. Gene Ontology annotation, molecular function: ATP binding; protein serine/threonine kinase activity. NCBI's taxonomy places the organism in Eukaryota, Viridiplantae, Streptophyta, Magnoliopsida, Rosales, Moraceae. Gene Ontology annotation, biological process: intracellular signal transduction; protein phosphorylation. The coding region runs from base 168 to 1235 and encodes 355 amino acids.